UAAGUGCAGAUAAUUAUAUAUUAAACUAACAACUGAAACUUAAGCACAAUAUGGCUAUUUCAAAUAUUUUGCAACUGAAUACCUAUUGUAUUUUUGAAAUAUUGCAUCAGAUUAGAAUCAAUUGUGAAAUAUCUAAAAGAACGGAUAGAUUGGAUAUAUUUACAUACGCAGAUCUCGUAAGUUUUGCGCUUGCCUGUGAAUGGUUUCGCGAUGUAUUCUGGAUAUGGAACCCCCGUCUUUAUGAACGUCUCGAGAUCGAGCAAACUUAUUUAAAUAAAUCUUCAAAUGUCAUCGUGGAAUUUGCCAAACAUUACAAACGACUGCAGCAUUCAAAGCAGAAAGAUAAAGAUACAUUUUGGAAAACGUUCAUGGAUGCACUUAAAUUCAAUAGCAACUUAGAAGGUGUCAAAUUGAUUUAUAUUAUUGGAGAUACGUAUUACAGCGAGCAUGGUGCUAUAUUCGACAUGCUCUUACGUGCACUUCAAGACAAUUGCAGUAGCCUAAAGUCAUUAGUAAUUGAUAUGUUAGGGUAUUCUUUAAGUAGUUUGCAACAGUUCCGUAACCUUGAGCACCUUCAACUAAAUGUAAGAAUUGAUGCUAUGGAGUUGGCUGAUUACUGCGAGUCGAAUCCAAACUUGACAAGAUUAGAGGUAAUGAGUAAUGAAAUUUACGGAAAGCUAACUGACAUUGUGCCGCAUUGCAAUCAAUUGGAAAGUCUCGCAUUUAAGGUGAAGAGCGACUUUGAUGACUCUGAAUAUACACCGGUAGCUAAAUUGCCAAAAUUAUGUGAUCUGCGAAUAGAAGGAGAUCACGAAAUUGGUUCCCUGAAUACACUUUUCAACGCAUUAGCUAAAAAUGAACAAACAACUCUUACAAACCUUAUGAUUGAUAAAGCUCCCAUCCAUUGUGAUGAGAUUGCCGAAGUCUUGAAAAUACAAACACUACAAAAAUGCAUAUUCAACGGAAUUCAAGGUCUUGUUAUAAUAAUUGACUCAAUAAGGUUCGAUCAAAACUUGGCAAAAGUAACUUUAUACUUUAAAAAGGAACUUGACGCUACCAAAUUGGCUAAAUUGGCUAGUUUAAUAAAUAUAACAUGCUUACUCAUUGUUGGAAAGCAUAAGAUCGGUUCGUUAACAAAACUCUUUACGAAGAUAGCUGAGCAAAAAUCGCCGAAGCUUGAACAGUUAAGAUCUACUUCAGAUAUGGAUUUUAAUAAAGAUCGAGAUAUUGAUGAGGAUAUUGAGAGCAUUUUUAUGCCGUAUUCGAGUGGACCCAUUACUACCCUGAAUAAUGAAGAGAUGAUCGAGGUCUUAAAAAUAAAGUCUCUGAAAGUUUUAGAUUGUCAAAUCGAUGAUCAUCGGGCUAUUGAAUUUCCAACCCGAUUGCCUAAAAUUGAAAAAAUAUCUAUAAAAACGUGCGGAGGCGGAUCUUUGGCGAAUCUUUUCCAUGCAUUUGCAUUACAAGAAUGCCCGAAACUCACAAAUUUAUCCAUUUUUGGUUUCCCACUCAGCCACGAUGAGAUUUUGGAAAUAGCAAAAGUUCAAUCCCUAAGUAGCUUAAAUUGCGGAUUUACCGAUUUGAACAGCAUUAAUUAUUUGACACCACUUAAUCAGCUCGAAUUACUUGUGAUUAACUCACAGCAUCAGCUCUACAAAGUUUCGGAAGCAGUUUUGAAUCUUUUCAUAGCUUGUAAUGGGAAUUUUAGUAUAUUUUAUGAAGACAAUCGCUUAAGUAUGGAUAAAAAUAUGCGAGCACUAACCAUAACAAUGAGUGAAAGUACAAGUUCUGGAGAUUUUGAACUCCUAUCAAAUUUGCCCAAUUUACCAAUUCUAAUAAUACAUGGAAAACAUCAGCUCGGAUCACUUACCCCCCUGAUGAAAGCAUUUGCCUCAAAACGAUCUUCGUGUCUUCAAGAAUUGUGCAUUGAAAUGGAUCCCAUUGGUUUUAAUGAAGUUACACAAAUUGCUCAAAUUAGAACAUUAAGAUAUUUAAAAAGCGAAUUCUCCGAUCUUGAAAGCAUUAAGCUCUUGCGAAAUUCGCCUAAUCUUGAAGUAUUGAGAAUAAAUUCGGAGCACGAUUCUCGGGAUAUAGGAGAAGGUGUUCUCAAUGUUCUAAUGGGAGGUGCAAAUGAAAUAUCUGUUUAUAGAUUUGGUCGAGAGAUUACGUUUAAUAAAAGUCUCCGUACGCUUACAAUUUCAAACGAUGGCUACACUAAUGCAGACUUCGACGCCCAAGAAUAUGCUGUGUUAGCUGAACUUCCAAAUCUUGGCUCCUUGCAUAUAAGAGGAGAGCACAAAAUAGGAUCAUUCAAAGAUUUAUUCCAAGCGCUUGCUGCAAGAGAAUGCUCAGUUCUUCAGGAGAUAAACGUAGAUAGCAGGAGUAAUGCGAUAGGGCAUCCCCCAAAACAAACAUUUAACUAUGAAGAAACAAUAGAAUUAGUCAAAAUAUUGACCCUAAAGAAACUAAAAUGCGGCUUUUCAGAUGGGAAGAGCAUUGAGCUCUUGUCGCAGCUAACAGACCUUGAAGAACUCGUGAUAACAACUCAUCCAGAAGGUUCCCUAAUACAGUUCCUGCACUCAUUAGUUCUGCGAGAAUCGUCGAAGCUUCGAUGUUUGGUCAUAAAAGACAAAUCACUUACUUGUGAAGAAACUGCCCAAGUGGCAAGAGUUAAAUCCUUAAGGAGAUUAGAAUGUGGAUUUGUCGAUGGGAAAAAUAUUGAAUUAUUGAUCCAACUGAAUCAACUGGAAGAACUUAUAAUAAGGAAUCUUGAACGAGACCCAAUGUCACGCCUUUUUCAUAUGUUGGCUUCUAUAGAACCCAAAACUCUUCAAAUCUUAAGUAUACAAAGUACACCCAUAUCAUAUAUUGAAACUGAGGCUAUUGCAAAAAUUAAAAGCCUACGAAGCUUGCAGUGUGAAUUCGCUGAGAUUAAAAGCAUGGAACUUUUAGUAAAAUUACCAGAGCUUAAAGAGGUCGCUGUCAAAUUUCAUGAGUCUGAAUCCGAAGAAAUUAAGAGUCUCGCGCAGUUAAAUAUGCUAACUGAUCUUCAAAUAACAUCACCAAAUGUUGGGUCUCUUACUGAACUCUUCAAAGAGAUAUCGCUAAAGCCAACCGGGCCGAUCUUACAAAACCUGGUUAUUGAAAAUAAUGACGUAGACGUAGAAGAGUUUCAAGAAAUAAUAAAGGUGAAAUCCCUACGACGACUUAAAUGUGGGUUAAUCGAAGAAAAAUGCUUUCAAGAUUUGCGACUUUUAAAAAAUCUAGAAGUUCUGGAAAUAACUUCAUAUCAUAACUUUGAUAAAAUUUGGCGCACCCUUUUGGAGAUUUUCAAAGUUUGCUGCAAACUAAAAGCAAUAGAUUUUCAUUAUGGCUCUCGAUUCGUUAGCCUGCAGUUCGUUAGUGAAGCUUUAAAGAUCCUCAGAGAAGUAAGAAAUCCAAUGGAACAGAGUCCACUACAGUUGCGCAUUCCAUUCUUUGGAGGCCUAACGCCUGAGCAAAUUGGUAUAGCUGAUGAAGCGUAUUUGAUUAUAUCUAGUUUUAAGAAUGAUUCGUAAUCUUAUUUUAAUUACGUUAAAAUGUUCAAAGGGAGAUCAAAUAUUUUUUGCUGUUUGCAUCUGGACAAAAAUACUCAAAUUGAAUUACUUAAUAAGCCUUUUUUUACUACUCAUUAAGUUUAUUGGACCAACGAUGGAAAUGUCGCCAAGUAGUGUUCCACACAAAGGUCGUCCUCAAUCGCAAUCUCUCAGAUUUAAUUUAACUAAUUCAACAGAGAAACAAUUGAAGUUGGCAACAGAAAGUCAAAGUUGAACUCGAUGGAAAGGAGGAGGCGGUCGCACCUUUGGAUGCCAAUAAAUUCGUUGCUAAUUAGGUAAUGAAAGUAUGUAAUUGAUGCUGGCCUCAGCGCCUUUAAGUUGUCCUAUACCCUGAAUUUUGCCGUCAGUUGAAAAUACUUUUUCAUGCAGAUCAAAGGGAAUGCAGACAUAGCUUUUAUACCCUUUUACUAAAAUCUAACGAGCAUGUAAAUCACGCACCAACACACUCGCAAACAGGCUUACUCAGAUACACAUACGUCAAGAACUGAAAAUAUAUAUACACAAGUCGAGGCAUAAAUCACAAUUUCUUAGCCAUUAAGACGAAACCGCAAAGAUUUGCGGCACUUCUAAAGUUGAUGAUGAAGCGAAAGCGUCGGGCUUUGGCUCCUAAGCGUCAUGGGCCUGGAAUCCAAAUGGGUGGGGCCAAGAGUUUGGGGCGUGUGGCAAGGACGGCAAAGAAUGCAAACCUCAAACACUGCCACAAACUAAAAGUUUCACUUAAAAUGUUAUUAAUCGUAAAUGAUAUUGUGGUGGGCUAACCAGAUGUUGCGCAGUGUAUUUAUUUAUAAGCUCUAAUAUUAGUUCAGAGAAAACUGUCUAUUACAAAUUCUAUUUCUAAUUUACAUUGGCCACAAUGUAAGAAGUUAGCUAAGUAAAAUUUCUCUCAGUGUAGAGACCAGAGUCAUGGCUCAACAAUUUCUUUGCUUGUUGCUAACAGGACAAGAGCCAUCACGACAUUUUGAAGAAGCCAACAAAAAUGUUUGGCACUCGCGACCAUAGAUACAUUUGU
Molecule: messenger RNA, 4602 nt
Organism: Drosophila montana
Lineage: Eukaryota; Metazoa; Arthropoda; Insecta; Diptera; Drosophilidae
Exons: 4
Coding region: 51-3554 (1167 amino acids)
Biological process (GO): SCF-dependent proteasomal ubiquitin-dependent protein catabolic process
Cellular component (GO): SCF ubiquitin ligase complex
Source: RefSeq, a predicted model, not a curated record